Impatiens glandulifera is the source of this 1738-nucleotide messenger RNA. RefSeq names its product translation initiation factor IF-2. Lineage: Eukaryota; Viridiplantae; Streptophyta; Magnoliopsida; Ericales; Balsaminaceae. The transcript is spliced from 4 exons. The record is from RefSeq and is a predicted model, not a curated record. The coding region runs from base 78 to 1406 and encodes 442 amino acids.
AACCCUAGCUAGUAGUAACAUAUCAUUCUGCCAAUUUCAUUUGCAGAUUGAGAAUCAGAUUCAUUUGGAUCAUCGUUAUGAGACCAAGCUUGGGGAAGAUCUCCAGCGCCUCUGCUUCAUUAAGCAAUGGCACAAUUCGUUGCUUGAUAUCUCCAUUCUCCACUUCAUCUAGCGGCAGAGGCAGUGGAAGAGGUUCCCCUUCACCUACUAAUCCUUUCACCGUCUCAAAUGACGAUCUUAAAGCCGAAGAAAUCCCUUUACAAGCUGGAAUAGGUCAUGGUCGUGGUAUCCGUCCUCCCCCAACCCCUUCUUUCGCUUCCGAUGCUCCUAAUCGUGGCAUUGGUCGCGGUCGAGGUUUUGUCCCUCUUCAUCCGUCCCAACCAAUCCCACCACCGAGUGUCCAAUCGACAAACGAACCUUCGGGUCCUCCCAAAAGACUUACUUUUGCCUUCAAUGACGAUUCUCGUCUUCCCAUAACCGGAGCUGGGCGUGGGAGGCCUGUGCUACCAGUGGCUCCAGAGGAGGAGAAGCCUAAGCAAGAAGAGAACCGACAUCUAAGACAACGCCAACGACAGGCUAGCGAAGGCAGUAGACCUGUAGUGUCUUCUCCGAUUAGAAGUGCAGCACCGAAUUCUAGGGAGGAUGCUGCGAAGAGGGCGGGUGAAAUAUUGUCUAGUGGCGGUGGUGGUGGUCGUGGAGAGGGGAGAGGUAGAGGUGGUGGUAGAGGAAGGGGAGCGAGAGGCAGAGGGAGAGGAAGGAACGAUUGGGCAAGGGGUCGCAGAAAUAAUGAUGGAAAGGGUCAAGAUGAGGAUGAUAAUUUUGGUUCUGGACUUCAUCUUGGUGAUGAUGCAGAUGGGGAGAAAAUGGCUCAGAAGUUUGGGCCAGAUUUUAUGGGGAAACUGGAGGAAGCCUUUGAUGAGAUGAGUAACACUGUUUUGCCUUCUCCAAUGCAGGAUGCUUAUUUGGAAGCCCUUGAUACAAAUUACUCAAUCGAGUGUGAACCAGAGUACUUGAUGGAGGACUUUGGCACCAAUCCAGAUAUCGAUGAGACGCCUCCCAUUUCUUUGCAGGAAGCACUUGAAAAGAUGAAACCGUUCUUGAUGGCCUAUGAAGGAAUUAAAGACCAAGCAGAAUGGGAGGAAAUUGUUGCAGAAACUAUGAAGAAUGUGCCUCUGAUGAAAGAGAUCGUGGAUCAUUAUAGUGGACCUGAUAGAGUUACAGCUAAGAAACAAAAUGAAGAGCUGGAAAGGGUGGCUAAAACUUUACCUCAAAGUGCACAUGCUUCAGUAAAACGGUUUACUGACCGUGCUGUUCUUUCCCUUCAGAGCAACCCAAGUUGGGGAUUCGACAAAAAAUGCCAGUUCAUGGAUAAAUUGGUCUGGGAGGUUUCACAACAGUAUAAAUGAGACGCUGUUGAUGAUCAAGAUUGAUGAAAUGUUGCCAUAGAAAGGGCGAUUUGUUUGAUUACAACAAUGGAUAUUUUUUGGUCAUGUUUUAAAAGAUCUAAUAGUGUCCCUUUUGUAGGUUUAAAUGGUUAACAUAUUUUCCUCCUUUUUACAAUUCAGUAGCAAAUACUUGUGUACCAUUUUGAUUCAAUAAUUGUCACAUUAUUUUUCUUGCUACUCAGUUUUGGCUCUAUGGAUGCCAACUAAUAUUAUUUCAUAUCUGCAAUAACAAUGUUGCCUUUUGUGAAACCUUGUAUGGAAAUAUUUUUCUAAGGUUUUUGCACUUUGAAUCA